This is a messenger RNA of Arachis duranensis, 1852 nucleotides long. Its product is annotated as UDP-glucose flavonoid 3-O-glucosyltransferase 7. Gene Ontology annotation, molecular function: UDP-glycosyltransferase activity. The record is from RefSeq and is a predicted model, not a curated record. NCBI's taxonomy places the organism in Eukaryota, Viridiplantae, Streptophyta, Magnoliopsida, Fabales, Fabaceae. Bases 111 to 1550 code for a protein of 479 amino acids. The transcript has a single exon.
UUAAUUGUUAAGCAUCAAGGUUGCUUCGACUUGAAGUUGAAGGGAAAGCGAAAUUGAAAAAAGAACCAGAAACUAAGAGAGCUUGGAAGAAGUUUCCCGUAGCGAAAAUAAUGGAAGAAGAGCAGCCACUCAAAAUCUACUUCAUCCCCUUCCUGGCCGCCGGUCACAUGAUCCCUCACUGCGACAUAGCAAGACUCUUUGCCUCACGUGGACAUCACGUGACCAUCAUCACCACCCCUGCCAACUCCCAAAUCAUCCGCAAUUCCAUUCCUCACCACCCCAACUUCGCCGUCCACACCGUCCACUUCCCUUCCCAAGAGGUAGGCCUUCCCGACGGCCUUGAGAGCCUCUCCACCGUAACCGACAUGGUCAACCUCUACAAGGUCUACCAAGCCACCACCAUGCUCCGCGACCCUAUUGAGGACUUCGUGGGGAACCACCCACCGGAUUGCAUCGUCGGCGACUUCAUGUUCCCGUGGGUGGACGACUUGGCUAACAAGCUUCGCAUCCCAAGGUUUGCCUUCAAUGGCUUCUGCCUCUUUACCCUCUGCGCCAUUGAAUCACUGAAAGCUCAUCCUAUUCCUCUCGAUGCUUCUCCACCGUUUCUCCUCCACGGUCUUCCUCACCCUGUCACUCUAAAAACAGCGCCGCCAACGAACAUAAAAGAGGUGUUGGAUGCGAUGAUAGAGAUAGAGCUCAGAAGCAAUGGACUAAUAGUCAACAACUUCGCAGAGCUCGACGGAGAAGAGUACAUCCAGUACUACGAGAGAACAACGGGACACAAGGCAUGGCAUCUUGGACCUGCGUGUCUUCUUCACAGAACCGUUGAAGAAAAAGCGCAGAGAGGACAGAAGAGCGUGUUGAGCGCUCACAAGUGUAUGAGCUGGCUCGAUUCCAAGAAACAAAAUUCGGUGGUUUACAUAUGCUUUGGGAGUCUCUGCUACUUCCCGGAUAACCAGCUUUACGAGAUAGCAUGCGCGGUGGAAGCAUCGGGUUGCGAGUUCGUGUGGGUGGUGCCGGAGAAGAAGGGAAAGGAGAAUGAGGAAGAGGAAGAGAAACAGAAGUGGCUGCCAAAGGGGUUUGAGGAAAGGAAUUCAAAGAAGGGAAUGAUUAUAAGAGGGUGGGCCCCGCAGGUUCUGAUAUUGGAACACCCUGCUGUAGGAGCGUUUGUUACCCAUUGUGGGUGGAAUUCCACCGUGGAAGCCGUUAGUGCUGGGGUGCCAAUGAUAACGUGGCCGGUGCAUGGUGAACAAUUCUAUAAUGAGAAGCUGGUAAGUGAUGUGCGUGGAAUCGGCGUGGAGGUUGGGGCGGAUGAGUGGGGGACUGUUGGGUUUGGGGAGAGAGAGAAGUUGGUUGGAAGAGAAGACAUUGAGAGGGCCCUCAGGAGGUUGAUGGACGGUGGCGAUGAAGCUCAAGAAAUCAGAGGGCGCACAAAGGAGUUUGGGAAGAAGGCUCGAGUUGCCGUUCAAGAAGGUGGAUCGUCUUACAAUAAUUUGACGGCUCUGAUUGAUGAACUUAAACGGUUGAGAUGCUGUAAGACAACACCUUAAUUAUUGUGUGCCAAAUUUUCAUUAUUAAUAGGACCACACAUCACAUUAAGAUGCAAAAUCCAAUAUGUGCUCUGUCACGUUGGAUUGUUGUAUGGCUAGUCAAGAAGCAACUAGCAAGUGGAUUCCAUGCAGAUCUUUCCUUUUCCUGCUUAUAAUGUUAGUACUUAGUAGAGUCGAAGAAAGGAUAUUGACCAACUAAAAUCAAAACAAGUCUUCCUUGGUCUAUUUGGAUCAAAAGGUUUGGAGUAAUAUAGUGAUAUUAUUAUGUUAGUGUAUUAUUUCUUGAUUAAAACAUUUUUUUA